Cyprinus carpio (common carp) is the source of this 2219-nucleotide messenger RNA. Its product is annotated as low affinity immunoglobulin gamma Fc region receptor II-like. NCBI's taxonomy places the organism in Eukaryota, Metazoa, Chordata, Actinopteri, Cypriniformes, Cyprinidae. Gene Ontology annotation, biological process: cell surface receptor signaling pathway. The transcript is spliced from 9 exons. Bases 753 to 1694 code for a protein of 313 amino acids. Gene Ontology annotation, molecular function: transmembrane signaling receptor activity. The record is from RefSeq and is a predicted model, not a curated record.
UGUGUGUUCACUGCUGUGUGUGUGCACUGGAUGGGUUAAAUGCAGAGCACGAAUUCUGAGUAUGGGUCACCAUACUUGGCUGUAUGUCACGUCCCUUAUGUAUAGUAUCUGCCUUAUAUAUUUUUAAACAAGUGCUUUUGACAUGUAGAUAUUGACUGAUGUGACCAAAUUAAGGAGAAAUGCUUUUGUUUCAUCUUCACCUAAUUCUAUUUACGGAGAUCAUAAUGUCAUUUCUCUGACGUGUAGAUCAUAAGUCAUCCCUUAUCAGCACCCACAGUGUUGGUAUUAGUAGCAGUGGGUGGGAAUAUCAUGCUGAUGACAUUGCUUUAGUCAUUCAGCAAUUCAGCAAUGUCGUGAAACCACCCUUUUCAUGGGACAGACCCAGUAUUGAUUUAAAACUGAAUAAUAUCAUAUAAAUGUUUCAUAUAUCACUUGCACAUCUCACAUUAUCGUUUUGCACUUAUGAAAACUGAUAAAAGUGUCCAUGGACCAGACAUGAUUCAAUUACCCAUAAACAGUUUGUUGUGAAAUCACCCAGAAAUUCUUAGUAACAUUUUGUCGUUACACUUCCCUUUUCUCAUGUUCUGAGACAGUCAACAUUUGGCAAAACUACCUUAUUUGACCACUCUGACGAUAAUUCAGAUUUACAAAAGACAGGAUGACGCAAAGUCAUUUUCUUCUGUAUGUGUUUGUACAGGAAGUGUUGAGUCUAUAACAGCCUGUGUGUUUGGCAUUGUCAUUAAUAGAUCAGUAUGGACCCCAGUCUACUUACUCUAAUGCUUUUGCUGAUUUCUAACAUCCACCCUGGACAAUCUGAAGUAUUUACAGACAAACCCAAAUUAACUGUAAAGCCCCAGAGUUCAGUGUUCACUGGAGACACAGUUACUCUGAGCUGUGAUGUGGGACAGUCAACGGGACGAACGAUUAUCUGGUACAAAGGCUUCCAGACAACAGGAACUGGUGAUCAAACAAAAACACUGAGAGAUGUGAGAGUCUCUGAUGGAGGAGAAUAUGCAUGUGCUGUAAGAGGAGAGACCACACAAGGCCAAAGAGUCAUGCUAACAGUAAGAGAGAGACCCAAGCCUGCAGUGCGAGUUCAGCCUGAUGGACGUGUGUUCAGAGAACAGAUGGUCACUCUCACAUGUGACAUACAGGAGACAGAUGUCAGCAGCUGGAGCUACAGCUGGAAUAAAGAUGAUUCAGUGAUUCAUGUCAGUCAGUCACAGGAAUACAGAAUCAGUUCUGUUAAUGAAUCUCACACGGGUCAGUACAGCUGUACUGGAAGAGAAACAGGAGGAUCACGAUACUCACACACCAGUGAUAAAGUUACACUGAUCCUAUCAGGAUCUUUAGUACCAACAUUUUCGGAUGCUCUGAUCAUUGGAGUGAGUUCAGGACUGAGUGGUGCAUUUCUGCUCAUUUUCUUACUGGUCCUGCUGUUCUGCUGCAAGCGCAACAAAGGUGGAGGAUCUCCGUCUCCCUCUACAGACCAUCAGCUGCCAAACAUCAGUCAGACAUCAGAGCAUCAGAGGAAGAAUGGACAAACACCAGCAUGCUCCAAUGCUGUAAUCGAGCCUUCUUGUGUGACCUAUGUAAAUGUUGACCUGAAAUCAAUGGAGGAAAUGAGGGAGAAAAAGAAAGUAAAUAAAGGAAAGGAGAGUUUUGACACAGUUUACUCCAAAUUAAAGAUUUAAGGUGCUGUUGCUGGAUCAAUAUGAUGAAUGCUCAGACAACUUUCAUCAACACUGGAAUACAAAAACAAAAAAAAAUGAGUUGAUGAAUUGGAUAUAUCACCCUGAUUAUUAAUCAUAUUGUUUAAAUUAUUGAUCAUAACAUGCAAAUCUUCAUAAUCUGUGACAUUUUAAAACAUGAUUCUGACCACUGAUACAGUACUGCAUUUACUGUUACAUUUCCAAUAUGUAUUACAGAAUUAUAAAUAUCAUAAGAAAAUAGUAAUAGGCCCGUGUUUAUGUAUUUAUCUAUCUUCUCGUUGUCCACUAGAUGUCAUCACAGAGAUGAUUUGGUUGUUUCAUCCACAUUUUAGUGUGUGAAAGUUUUUGAUUUGCACUUAUGCAUUCUUUUGGUAGAUAUACUGUGUGUGUUAGUCCUCUUGCUUUCAUACCUGCACUGCUUGUAGGCUGCUUUAAUCAUGUAAGCUAAUCAAAUGUAUUUUUCAAACAAGUUGCAAAAUCUAAAUAAAGUACUAUAUCGCUUGUGAA